Notothenia coriiceps (black rockcod) is the source of this 1898-nucleotide messenger RNA. RefSeq names its product PHD and RING finger domain-containing protein 1-like. The record is from RefSeq and is a predicted model, not a curated record. NCBI's taxonomy places the organism in Eukaryota, Metazoa, Chordata, Actinopteri, Perciformes, Nototheniidae. Bases 130 to 426 code for a protein of 98 amino acids. The transcript is spliced from 3 exons.
CGUCCAUAUCAUUUUGAUUGGCUUUCACAGGACAUCACUGCGGCUGUCAGUAAACCCUCCAAGAGGAGGGCUGUUGGAACCUCCUCUAGAUCUGAUGGAGAACAAGGAGAAGCAGAGGAAGAGGAUUUAAUGGGGAAAGAUCAGUAUUUGAAGAAGCUGCACAUGCAGGAGAGGGCUAUAGAAGAGGUGAAGCUUGCCAUCAAGCCUUUCUACCAGAACAGAGACAUCAACAAGGAUGAAUACAAAGAGAUUCUACGCAAAGCCGUCCAGAAGGUGUGCCACAGCAAGAGUGGGGAGAUCAACCCAGUGAAGGUGGGCAAUCUGGUCAAGGCAUACGUGGACAAAUUCAAACACGCUAGGAAACACAAGAAAGACGAGGACUUAGGGCAGGAGGCUGAUGAUAUGAAAAUCUCUGAUAGCCCGUGAGGAGGCAAACAGUGAAGGCGUGAACUGCUAACACUAACCCAUACACCAUGUUUCACUCUGAGUCAUAUUACUGGCUGUGAUCUCCAACUCUACAAUCAAAAUGGUAAACUAGCAGCUUCAAGAUUUUAUACAAUGCCAAGGUUUCUGAGUUUUUUUUCAAACUUUUUUGUUGAACUGCACCUACUGAGGACUUGUGCUUGGACUGCCACUGGCAAGAAGUGGACUCUUUGUGUUGAUCAUCUCAGAACCGGGAGACCUGGAGGUUGUGCCUUAAAGAGGCAAAUCUCAAACACACACACCCCCCCCCAUGGAGCCAGAAAUCAGGUAGCGUCGGAUGCAGCUCGGGCUUUGAGUUUCACACGGCUGUUUUGUGGGUAUUUAUCAGUGGCACAACUUUCUGUUGGUUAAGAAGUGGUAGAAUAAUAUGCAUUAUUUGCAUAUUUAAGACAUUUAUAACGUUAAGGAACAACACUGUUAUGCAAUUUUUGUAGAAAGUGUAUCCGUAAAGAUAUGAAACCAUUUUAGAUUUGGUUGUAAAUAAUAUAGAUUUGAUAUAUCCACUUAUGUUACUUUCAUCUGUGUUGCGAAUGACUGAUAUAAAUGGUUCUAGUUUAUAGAGCUGACUGGUUUCUGUUUUGUAUUAUCCGUCUUCCACAUCCCAAACAAUGUUUAAAGAGCUAAAUCCAGUCCAGCGUCCGGUUCACUCAUUUUCUCAAUAAUAGAGAUUCAAUUUGUUUUUGCCAAUUCUCUUUUUAAACAGUUUUGAAUACUACUCCACACUACCAUAAGUAUACAUUUUAGUUUGAAGUGGAAAGAGUUAAAAUACAGCCUUCAUGUUCAAAAAGCUCAAUGGGUUUCAGUCCCCAGAAACGUUCAUUUCUGUAUUGCCUUGCUGUCUUACCUGGUGCACUCAUGUCAACAUACCCUUUAACAACAGUUUUUUGUUGUUGUAUGUAAUAUAUAUUAAUAAGAUUUUUUUUUAUUUGCAUGUAAAUCCAUGGUUUUUGAGAUCAAUGUAUAGUCCAUAAAUAAUAGGAACAAUAGAAUAUCUCAUAAAUCGCAGCAAUUCCCAAGGUGUGUAUAUCAAAAUGAACUGUAUUCUGUUCAGGGUUCACUUUGAGGUGUCUGCUAUACUAACAGUAAUCACAGCUUCAUUAGGACUGCUUUGUCAAUGUGUCUUAAAAGUGAACCUCACUCUUUGCUUUCUUUUAUCGAAAUGUUCAUGAGAAAGUCAUUCUGUGUCAAUAGCAGUUUAUUUGCUGGAAAGGCGGAUUAUGAGGGUGGUUGGACUUGCCUUGUACUUUGUCCCAUGAAAUCAGCUUUAUAAAGCCAAGAAAUAGGAAUGAAAACAUCUACAAACACAGGUGCUCAUGUUUAUCUGAUUGUAUUUUACUUUUUUCCUCAUUUACCUUAGACAGGCCAGAUGUUUUUAAGAGGGAACAUUUGAUAAUAAACCACUGAUGAUGAAAAGG